AGAAGAGCACGUUGUCGGAUGCUGUGCCUCCGCUCAUCACUGCCUCCACUGCGCAGCCGCAGCUUCUCCAGGACGCAGAGCGCAGAAGAGGGAGACAGAAAAAUGGCCCUCGAUAAUUUAAUUUUUGCCCAGUGCAUUCUUUAUUUUUUAGCCUUCGUAUUCGGUUUCAUCGCCGUGGUGCCUCUGUCUGAAAACACGGAGGACUUCGGAGGGAAAUGCCUGCUGUUUACGCGGGGUAUGUGGCAAAAUGAGAACAUCACUGUGUCGAAGCAGCGCUUCAUCGUGGAGGAGUGGGGACCCGAGUCUUCCUGCAGCUUCAUCACUUUUGUCGGGAUAGCGUCCCUCAUCCUGUCCGCAGUGCAGGCAUGGAGGCUACUGUUCUUUCUGUGCAAAGGACACGACGACUCCAUCUUCAAUGCUUUCCUCAACCUGCUGAUCAGCUCCCUGGUGGUGUUCACAGUGUUCCUGUCCAGCACCAUUGUAAGUGUGGGUUUCAACCUCUGGUGUGACGCCAUCACUGAAGGUGGGACCAUGCCCAGCAGCUGUGAGGACAUGCAGGACAUUGAUCUAGAACUUGGCCUAGACAACGCUGCCUUUUAUGACCAGUUUGCUAUAGCUCAGUUUGGCCUGUGGGCUGCCUGGCUUACCUGGCUUGGGAUCGCAGUGAUGGCCUUCCUGAAGGUCUACCACAACUACAGACAAGAGGACCUGCUGGACAGCCUGAUCCACGAGAAGGACCUGCUGCUCAGUCGCUCCUCCCGCCGAAGCUCUGACCUCAAGACAGGUCUGAUUUAGAAACUGGAAGACGCACAAACACACGCUCACUCACCCUCAACCAGUCCUCUCGCCUGCCAUGAGAAACACCAAUGUUUGCCUAUGUAGACAAUCAGAACCAAUUGGCUUUUUCUCCCCCUGACUUUGAAUUUAACCAUAUGGAAUGUUUAGCAGUAUUGAGUUUAUCCUUCCACUGUGUGCAUUCUUCUUUGAGACACCCACCUAUAGCCAAGCUUUGAUGGUAUUAAAACUACUUAAUGCAACUGUACACCCAAUUUUUUGGUUUUCUUCAUGAGUUUCUAUUUAGCAAUGCAGUAUUAAUGACUUAGACAGAUAGGUUAAAGGAUAAUGUUGUCUUUGUGAUGCUUUUGCAUGGAUGAACUAGUGCAUGGCAAAUUAAUGAGAUGGUCUUUUGUUUUUUUUAGAAGGGGUGUUCUUUUGUUUUAUACCCCAAUAAAUGUGUUACUAUAGGCUUUUUUUCUGGUAGGAUGCACACUGCACCUGAGAAUUCUUUGCAUGCUGCAGCAAAGUACUUAAAAACAUUGAGUUUUUUUGUGUAUUCAUACUGUGAAUAACAGUUUGUGUUUUAUAAAAAUUAUUAUAAUUCAGAACAUUCAUAUAUUAAGCAGCCAGUCCAAAAAUGCUUUUAGCAAUGUGCGAGGAGAAAAAAACUAAACAAACAAAAAAAACCUAUAACUUUUGUGCCAUAUAGCAACUCAGGCUUCUUUAUAUGCUAUAAAACCAGUAUACUGUGAAUAGACACACAAAUGUACCUGCAUGCAUUUCUCUCCCUGUUGCAUUCACAUGACUCACUCACUGUCAGAGGUUACAGAAAAAAGCAAGUCAUCUGAUUGACUUUGAUAGGCAAUGAGAGUUUUAUUCAAACUAAUUGAAAUCAUAAAACAGUAGGAACUAAGAAAGCCCUCCAAAAAAGGCACUUCUUUCAAAGUGACCAUAAUUGUUUGGACAGUUGUGAAAUGUAGCUCUUAAAGAGCCCAUGGCAUGUUCAUUUCCAGCCAUUUCAUGUUUAAUCUUGGGUAACUCUAGAUUAGUUUUGCACCC
Molecule: messenger RNA, 1836 nt
Organism: Monopterus albus (swamp eel)
Lineage: Eukaryota; Metazoa; Chordata; Actinopteri; Synbranchiformes; Synbranchidae
Product: transmembrane protein 179
Exons: 4
Coding region: 19-795 (258 amino acids)
Source: RefSeq, a predicted model, not a curated record